Molecule: messenger RNA, 1245 nt
Organism: Drepanopeziza brunnea f. sp. 'multigermtubi' MB_m1
Lineage: Eukaryota; Fungi; Ascomycota; Leotiomycetes; Helotiales; Drepanopezizaceae
Source: RefSeq, a predicted model, not a curated record
AUGUGGCAGCGGCCACAGAUACAGACCAACGACGAUCCCUUCACAACCCCCUCCACGCCCACCAGCACCCGGCUCAAAUGGGCCACCAAUCGCCCUCCCCGAAUACCACUAUUCCGGCUCAGACAUGGACAUGCAAAGAUCGUCUUCGCCCUCUCCAUCCUGGGCCUCUUCGUCAUGAUCCGCCGCCUGAUCCCUUCUUCAACCUACCUUUUACAGCCCAUUGAUCUUCGGAUCUACAGCUCCACCUCCACCACUGCCACUGCCACCACCACUCCCUACGCCGCCUUUCAGCCACCCGAGGCAAGCCCCUACCGCAUCCCCGAUAGCACCGAUGUCUUCCAAUCCUACAAAUUCCGCAACAUCUGCGAUAUCUCCUCUCUAGAUCUUCACGCCCCUUUCAGCCCGCUCUGCGCCGACCGCGCUUCAAUGCUGGCAGCCAUGUCUGGAGGUGGAAGGAUCGGUUACGAUGCCCCCUACAUGCCUCGAGGCUGUGAUAUGCGGUGGUUCAGCACGGAGGAGGUGUGUGAGAUUCUGGGACGCUUCGAGAAAGUUGUGCUGGUAGGAGAUUCGAUGCUGAGGCAUAUUACUGGGAGUUUGAAUGUGCUGGUAAGGAAGGAUUUGGGCUACGGGGCUGUGACGGAUUGGAACUUCUCGUUACAGGAAAGGAGAGAGUGUUUUUGCAACGAGCAGUUUGAUGUCAAGGCUUGCUCAGUCCAGGGGAUAUACAAAACGGCGGAUGUGAUGGCAAAUGAUCCUGCCAGUAUUUCUUGUCCAAACAACAUCAACGUUAUCAUGGAGCAGAUCGUGAAGUACCCGAUCCCCGAGGACGAGAUCAGGCGUUUGAAGGAAGACGUCACUACAUUUGGAAAGAAGCCCAUUGCAGUCAUUCUGGGCCACGGGCUCUGGAGUAACCUCGAUCUCCAAAUGUCCGUCCGCUGGCUGGACGGUGUAAUUGGCGCCAUUCGUGAUAUCUUAGGAUCCGAGUGGACAGGCCUCUUCAUAACUCCCAAUGCGGCCGGGAAAGAGAAGCCCGACGAUUGGAUAGUGACUCAAGGGAACAAGGCCUUGAUGCUUUUCGAGGAAGCAGUCGGAAUGUUGGCGAAGGAAAGGGGUCUGGACCAUCUCGGCACGUGGAACAUGAGUAUCCAAAGUAAUAAGUACGAUGGGGUACAUUUGGACAUGAAGGGCAAUUUGGUGAAGGCCAUGAUGGUUCUUAACUGGCUGAACAUGAUAAAGGCAGAGUAG